GGGAUAUGCAGUCAAGAAAGGAGAACAAGCUUUUCGCAAAUGGUUUUCCAGGAUAAAUGAGAUGCGUUCACUGCUAAAGAAAAUACCAAUCCUGGCCCUCACUGCCACUGCAACCUUGGCAACAAAGAAUAAAAUAGUUCGGGCAUUGGAAAUGGACACAUGUGAGGUUAUAAAUCAAAGUCCAAAUAGAAAAAAUACAGCAUAUUCUGUCCAGGCUGUAACUGGUGGUGCACAUCAGACAUUUGGUCCAAUUACAAAAGAACUGAAAGAAAAAACAGUUAGUUUUGAAAGAAUCAUAAUCUAUUGUCAAACUAUUAAAAUUUGUUCACACAUAUAUGGUGUAUUCAAAGAGGAAAUGGGUGAAGAUAUGUAUGUUUCAACUGGUGAUAUCACAAGUGGAAUGGUUGAAAUGUAUCAUUCCAGGAUUGAUGAAUUGAAUCGUGAUAAUAUUGUGAAAGAUUUUUCAAUACCAAAUGGACAUAUAAGGGUUUUGAAUGCAACAAUAGCAUAUGGGAUGGGGAUCAAUUGUCAAGGGGUAAAAUCCAUUGUGCAUUAUGGUCCAUGUAGAAAUGUUGAAGCAUAUCUGCAAGAAAGUGGUAGAGCUGGUAGAGAUUGUUCUGAUAUGUGCAAAGCUGUCAAAUUGUAUUCAAAUGUUAUGUUGAAGUAUUGUGAUGAACCAAUGACAGAAUAUGCCCGAAACAGUACAGUUUGCAGACGAACAAUGCUGCUGUCUUAUUUUCAAUCAGAGCUAUAUGAUAUAGAGAAGCCUUUAUUACUUCAUGAAUGUUGUGACAUCUGUCAAAGACAUUGCCAUUGUGAUGGCACAGUUUGUAAGUUUUGUUUUUGGCCAUCAAGUAGUUCAAGUAAUGUUCCCACAACUAACAAUAUUUGUUUGAGAAAUGUAACAUCUGCCCAAGUGAAUAAACUGCAAGAUAAAUUGCAAUAUAUUGAAUAAUUUGUAACAAAGGAUGUUAUGAGCCAUGUGUAUGAAAAGAUGUCUACGUUUGUUACCUCACUAGACUUUCUAUUUGGUUUUGGUCCACAUCAAAUUCAACAAGUGUUGGACAAUAUUGACAAGUUAUUUACAAUCAGCGAUAUACACAAAUAUGUUGAUAUAUGGCAUCCACAAAUUGCCACGGAAAUCCUUGUGGCAAUUACCCAGGUUUUUGAAGACACAGAUUUCCAAGACAAUGAUGAAUUUGAUGAUGAAAAGAAUGACUUGCUCACUUUUUGGUCAUGGGGAUUUGAUCAAGAUGAUGAAUUACUGGCUAAUAUUCCAUUAGAACUGGUGGAACUUAGCGAAACUGAUGUUGAAGAAUUUGAGUCAGAAGUAUGA
Paramuricea clavata is the source of this 1336-nucleotide messenger RNA. The record is from the annotation of a GenBank genome assembly. Lineage: Eukaryota; Metazoa; Cnidaria; Anthozoa; Malacalcyonacea; Plexauridae.